AGAACCAGCUGAUACCCUACUUACAAGGCCGUGGACCGUCUGUACACAGAGCGACUGGCCAACAGCAGCGACUAUGUGAUCGAUUUGGCCAACCGAAUGUACGUGAACGUGAGCUUCCCCCUCCGUGAGUGUGUGAGCCAGGUCCUCUCUGAGGAGGUCCAGCUCCUCGACUUCUACCAGUUUAACUUUACUUAUCCGCAGAUCAACAAGGCAGCGAAUACGAUCAACCAGUUCGUUUCCAGUACAACACGGGGCAAAAUCACACAGGUCGUAACCUACAAUGACUUGCGGGAGAUCGCCAUGGCCCUGAUCAACGCCGCCUACUUCAAGGGUCUCUGGCUCACUCCCUUCAAGACUAAGUUCACCACCAAGGAUAAGUUCUACACCUCCCCAGACCAAUACACACUCGUAGAUAUGAUGUAUCUAGAGGAUGACUUUAAAUACGGAAUAUCAAGUGAGCUAGGAGCUACGGUGCUUGAGCUGCCGUAUAAGCGGGAGGCAGCGUCCAUGUUUGUGCUGCUGCCUGACUCUGCCGACGACAACACCACAAUACCCUUGGACACCAUGCUGACCCGCCUCACCCCAGACUCUCUCAGAGCCGCCCUCGCCACACUGGAAAGACAAAAAAUCCAUAUAAACAUCCCCAAGUUUAAGAUGGAAAAAAGAAUCAAAGAAGAACUUAAAGAGGCUCUCCAGCGUCUAGGGAUCCGACACAUCUUCAGUAACUCUGCUGACAUGUCCAUCUUUGAUCCUUCACGUCAACUUAGAGUGAGAGAGACCAUCCAUAAGGCCGCAAUAGAGGUGAACGAGGAGGGUUCAGAGGCUGCGGCUGCAACACCUGUAUUGUUUGAUCUUAAGAUCGGUGGUAGGCCAUUCAUAUGUAAUCGCCCCUUCCUAUUUUUCAUCCACGAUAACCAUACCAAUAACAUUCUCUUUAUGGGCGUCUACAGGCAGCCUUGAACCCACACCAAACCAUAAUGUACACCCUUAUAGAACACCAAUAUAACUUAGGCACCUACAAAGAGACCUCCGUAAUAUCUUGACUAUCACUGCCCACUAUUAUGUUUACGUGACCAUAAUAAUGUAAAAUAUAUCCCCUAUAAUGUGGUCGUGAUGUGAUCAACUGUGUAUGUGAGUUACAAGUGUUCCCCAAGUACUGACUGACAGUGAAGGCUGCCUCAGUAACAUUCUAACAAUAAUGUUUCGAAAUUAUGAAAUAUAUAAACAAACUGUAAAAUAAUAUUCACUUUCGUUUCUGAAUAAAAUAUACAUUAUU
Messenger RNA from Homarus americanus (American lobster), 1276 nucleotides. RefSeq names its product serine protease inhibitor 88Ea-like. Lineage: Eukaryota; Metazoa; Arthropoda; Malacostraca; Decapoda; Nephropidae. The transcript is spliced from 5 exons. The record is from RefSeq and is a predicted model, not a curated record. Gene Ontology annotation, molecular function: serine-type endopeptidase inhibitor activity. The coding region runs from base 97 to 960 and encodes 287 amino acids.